Messenger RNA from Spodoptera exigua (beet armyworm), 2092 nucleotides. The record is from the annotation of a GenBank genome assembly. Lineage: Eukaryota; Metazoa; Arthropoda; Insecta; Lepidoptera; Noctuidae.
CAUUCAUUCAUUCUUGUGUGACCGAUGCAGCUUGUGACUGACGGUGUUCCCAUUUUCUUCAAUUUCAUUAAUUUAUUUUAAUUUCUUUUUGUUUUAUGAUGAUUGAAGGACGUGCAAAUGAACUACCCGAUUUUCAAGUCUUUCAGACGGUAAUAAAAUACUGUUUGAUCAUUAUUGUGGUCCCAGUGUUUUCAUUCUUUACUGCGAAGAGUGUUUUAUUCGAUGGAAUCUUACGAUUGGAGCCUAUUACGAGCAGUGUAUAUUCCGCUGUAGUUGCGGUCGUUGUGCUACAUCUCACUCUCGGACUUUACAUUUUCAAAGCCUACUCCGAUUCAGAAAAAUCGGAAAAGCCUCUUAAAAAGGACUAAGAUUUUAUAAAUAGUUGUAAAAUACCUCAUCGCAAAAUGGACAACUUAUACAUGAAAGGUGAAUUAUUACAAGUUCAUACUAAAAACAGUGAAAUAUUCGAAGGCCGGUUUUAUGGAAUGACUAAUGAUAAGUCUAAGAUUUCUCUUUACAAUGUCAAAGAACCAAAAGGAGAUCCAAGUGAUGGCAUUUUGCACUACUAUGAUUCUGAUAUAAGGGAUAUUGUUAAACUUAAGGAGCCAGAUGAACAAAAGCAUUUAAAAAUAUCAGAAAAAGAAUGUGAAGAAAUAAUAAAGACAUCCAAAAAGUAUAUAUACAUAAAUCAAAUUGAUAAGACUUUCCAUGAGGCAAUGGAAGACUUGAAUCAGUAUAAUUAUAUUGGCUUGAGUACUGAUGGUGCUAACAUGGGAAGAAAAUGUAAAAUGCCAGUGUUGGUAUUGUCUACACCUCAUCAGAUUUAUAUAUUUGACAUUCAUGUCAUGGAGUACCAUGCAUUUGAAGCUGGAUUAAAGAAACUUUUGGAAAGUGAUACUCCUAAAAAGAUAAUUCAUAAUUCUAGAAAUGUAUCAGAUUGCUUGUUUCAUAAACAUAAUGUCAAGUUGAAUUCAGUAUUUGAUACUCAGGUUGGUGAUCUACUUAUCACAAGAAACAAAACUGGCCGCCUACCAGAAAAAGUAAAAAGUCUAGCCCAAUGCUUAAAUCUUUAUCUUGGCUUACAGCUGUCUUUUGUAGAUGACAAAUUUGGCGUUGUGGAGUGUUCUGCCCGCCCAUUGCCUGUACAGAUGAAAGACAGCCUCGCCAAGAACAUUGCAUUCUUGCAUCGGCUUUCAGAAACAAUCAAUGAAGAAAUGUUACUGCCAUUUGUGAGAGGUGUUGAAUGCUUUGUAGAAAAUAUUAGAUCUCUGGAUGACUUCAAAGCUUGGGAACGUUGUGGUAUGCAAAAUCAAAUACCAAAGGAUUUUAAGAGUGCAAUUGAGUAUUAAAUACUGUCUUCAACACACAUUCCGAAGAAAAACAAUACAAAUGUAGAAUUAGAUUUUUUUUUUCUUGCACAUUUUGGUUUCAUGCUUUUUGACUAGUCUCUUAAAAUUACAGUAUUAAUCACAAGUAAUCGGAGCAUAUUGUAGUUGUUUACAAUUAGAUUUACUCUAUUUAAAAAAGGCAUAAGUGAAACAGCUUCUUUCUAGUAAGUACUUAAUACUUUAUUAUUAGGGCAAGUGUUUGACUAUGUUUAAGCUACAUAUAUUUCAGCUCCAGUAAGAAAGCGAAAUACAUUUGCAAAUUUUGGAACUGACUUACAAGUUUCCAAAGACAUAUAAAGUUAAGUGUAAGCUUUUAAUAUCAAAAACAACAGCUUUUGUCUUUAAUGUAUCUGUGAUCACUCAACGCAAGUGUCUGAUAGGCUUUGAAAUAGUCAUAGAUUAUUUUUAUAUUUAUAAUGUUGAUAAAGUAUCACAUUUAUUUCUUGUAUUUAUAAUUCUCUAUAAGGUUCAACUGAUAUAUAUUUUGUAUGUAGGUUAUAUAAAGAAAUUUCGUCAUAUCUUGUCUCAAAAUAAUAUAAUUGUGUAAUAAUUAAUACCUUUGAUGUAAGAUUCAUAUUUUGGGAGUGUUUACUGAUGGAUUACUUAUGGUUUGGAUAUGUGUGGGCUUAAAUUGACACUUUAUAAAGAAGCUUGCUUAUGUGUCAUUAAAUGCCAUGCUUGAAUAAAACCUGUAUGUGCUUGAA